Molecule: messenger RNA, 618 nt
Organism: Penicillium manginii
Lineage: Eukaryota; Fungi; Ascomycota; Eurotiomycetes; Eurotiales; Aspergillaceae
Exons: 1
Coding region: 1-618 (205 amino acids)
Source: RefSeq, a predicted model, not a curated record
AUGGACUCCAGCUAUAUCACGUAUCAAGGGUAUACUGGUCCGUCUAGAUACCAUGUGAGCCAGGAGACUGAUCCUGAGAUUUGUGAGAUCUCGUAUGAAGAGUGGGCCAGCCAAGAGUCUUAUUCAGAGAUGUACGCGAUAUCGCCUGAGGAAUUUGAGUCAUCAGAGCGUGCGCGGCUAAUCAGAAAACAGGACUCAGAGCUUCCAGCACAGCCUGAUUGGAAAGGGACUGAUCCUGUGAAUCACCAGAUAGACCAAGAGGACUCGGAGUUUGAUGAAAUGAUUUCUCACGGGAUAUUCGAACACCAUGAGUCAUUAUCACGGCCGGAGCCGAGUCAUAAUGACCGAGAGGCUUAUACAGUAGGCGAAAAUUCUUUUCCCGAGAUGCUCUCAUUCUCACAUGAAGAGUGGACGGAGAAGGCGCAGCAGGAGGACCAGCGCCGACGGCUGAUAGAAUACGAGGCGUGGGACUUGCUAUUGCAGGAUCAGACUAAGCUGUCACCGGAAAUGAUCAUUGAAUCAGCAUUUCCAUUGCCUCAGUCCCAAGUGAUACUUCCAUCGAUUCAUUGGAUACUUUCAGGCUCGCGGGGGGCUCCAGUUUGGGGACCAUCGCCUUGA